GUUCACUCGGCCCUUCCUUUUUCCGAUACGUAGUUACAAACAGUAUCGUUUACUCCGUAGGAUUUAGGCAUCCCAAACCGUGAAACAGGGGUUGACACUGGAAUGGAGCCUCCGACGUUCGGCGGCGGGCAAGGGAACAAUAAGAAGGUGAGAAAGAUGAAGAGCCCAAAGGAGAUGGUUUCUCAUUACGAGGCCCAGGGUAUGGGAACCGAAGAAGCUUCGCUGAAAGUCAUCGACGAACUCCAGAAGGUGCUGUUCGGGAUGGCCGUAACUUCCCGAGAUCAAGGCGGCGCUGCCGGCACUACUUCCAGAAAGCUGGAUUCGAUAAACUCGAGAUUGAUUAGGCUGGAUAUGAAAUUGGACUCGAAACCUAGCUAUCCCCAGAGCCUCGCCAUCGGGGUGGCCUCUGGCGCACUUGUCCAGCUCUUCCCCCAAUUAGCCGGAGCUGCUGCUGGCAUCUGGAAUUCCGUUCGCUCUGUUUCUAAAUCUAAUCCAUGAGAGGAAGUCUUUUGUUUUUCGUCUGAAUUAUUGAAUGAGCAAUUGUUUGUUUUGAUUGUCUUAUGAAUUUAAUUCAUUGCUAACCCUUCUG
This is a messenger RNA of Cuscuta europaea, 589 nucleotides long. NCBI's taxonomy places the organism in Eukaryota, Viridiplantae, Streptophyta, Magnoliopsida, Solanales, Convolvulaceae. The record is from the annotation of a GenBank genome assembly.